AUGGACAGUGACGCCCUCAACGCCAUGCAACAGGCUCUAUUCGCGCAAUUUAAUCACCACCAGGAGAAUCAGGAGAGCCAGGACGCCGUUCAAGAAAACACAAGUCCCGAAGCAGCAAUGCAAGAUCCACUCGAACAAGAACGUCAAUUUCUGCAAGACAAGAGAAAAUUUGAGAAGAGGCAGAAGGCUGGUAAAGUCACUCCAGAAGAAGAGCAGGAAUUCAUGAAGAAAGAGUCCGCCUACAACAAGAGAAAACGCGACUUGGCCGCCCUUCUAGCCGAUGAUGAGGACCCACUAUUCGAACCCGAAGCACCCCAGAAGAAGAAGGCCAAAACUUCCAAGUCACAGCCUCGCAAGGGAUAUCACACAGCACGCAGAUCCAAGCCUGCUAAGAUGUCGAAGCCUAAUCUCAUGGGUCAUCACGACUUCUGGGAGAAUGCUGAUGCUGCAGAGCAAAUGAACACAGAGCCUACUUAUGAGGAGAUCGAGAAGGGCGGCGGAGGUCGUGCCGCUGCCUUCAGGGGCCUCAGAGGUCGUGUGGGACGAGAGGCUGCGCGUUUCGACUUGAAACGACUGAAAUACGCAACGCAGUGUUUUACGAACAAGAGCGGAACCUCCAAGCACAAUAGAAGCACCACAUCCGUGAGGGGCGGAUGGAAAGUCAAAGGCAUGACCACUCCGCUCAAAGCCUACCAGACGAUCAACUGUGGCUGGAUGAGAGAUCGCGAAAUGGGUCCAGACGAGCUCAAAGGAGGCAUUAUUGCAGACCAGAUGGGUCUUGGCAAGACUGUGACCUGCAUUGCUAAUAUUGUCAACGGAAGGCCUCUGACAAGCUUUCCUCCUCAUCUGCAACCCGAAUCGCACACGACCCUAAUCGUUGUGCCCUCCAGCUUGCUUGGACAGUGGAAAAUUGAAUUAAGACGCCAUACCAGACGAGAGAACAGAAGAUCGGACUGGGGACUCGGAGACAUCCACAUAUUCAGGGACAGUCUAUCAGAAGAGCACGAGCCUCUACAUUUCCAAAGAGUCGACAUCGUUCUGACUACCUAUUACGAUGUGAGAAGAAGCUGGCCAGAAUGCGAAUUUCCCGAGGGUCUUGCCGAGGACGACAGAGCAGCCUUUUGGCUGGAGAACAUCCAGGAAAAGAGAGGACCCCUCCACAAGUAUAAGUUUCUUCGCAUUGUUCUUGACGAAGGACACCAAAUCGCGAAUCCUGAAACUCAAAUUGCUCAGGCAUGUUUCAACCUCGUUGCUGACUACAAGUGGGUGCUGACAGGCACACCAAUGAUAAAUGGGAGCAAAGACUUGUACAGCUUGUUGCAAUUUAUCGAACACCCUACAGUUCGUCAUAUGAAGUUCGAAUCGUUCAAGUCACGCUUCUGCAAUGUCAGAAACCCGAUGAGCCUUGACACUCUGAGCCAAGAGAUGGUUGACAGUGUUGCCUGCUUUACCCACAAAGACACGCUGUUUGACGCCAGGCUUAUUACCCUCCCAAAGCCUCACAACAGGUCUUUGAUACUCAACCCAACCAAGCUGGAGUGCGAGAUCUACAAUGUUGUUCGUGCCCGCUUCAAGGAAAGAGCACAAACACUCAAUGAGAAUGGAGAAACGAGAUCGAACAAAUUUCAUAUCUGGGCCAUGCACACCCUCCUGCGCCAAUUGACAGCCCACCCUCUGAUGGUGCCUAUCAAGGUUUGCGACUAUUUGGAACUGGACGAUUUUGAUAAACUCGAAAAGGCGGCUGCACGACAGUCUACCUCAGGUGACACUGCAAUCAGCACGAUCCAUGCCUUCAGAGACCUCAUGAGAAAACAGCGCACCAGAACCGAAGCACGAGAUGCAAACGGCAUCAAACUCGAUAUGAGAGCCUCGGCGCCCAUCGACGAGCUGGAUGAAGGCAUUGAUGAGGUUGAAGAACUAACGGCACCCAAGAUCAUCAAGAAAAACAAAAGUAAGACAGGCACUGGCCAAGGGCAUGGCAAGAAAGUUGCCUAUGAGAGCUACAUCGAAUCGUUCAAGCGCAGUGCAAAUUUCCAUGUCUCGAAUGAACGAUCGCAAUGUUGCAGGUGUGGUCGCAACGACCAUCCGGUCAUGACCUCAUGCUACCACUUCUACUGCCACACCCAUCUCGAGGACCUCAUGCAUGACGCUGCCCGUCUCAAUCACGACUAUGCAAUCUGCAUCAAACCAGGUUGUGGAAAGCAGAUUACCAGGUCAUCGAUAAUUGAUCCGCAAGCCGCUAUCAAGCCCAAAUGGCUCGAUGCAGAUGGCAAUGUCCUUCCUUCCACCAAGACUCUUGCUGUGAAGGCCCAGAUCCUGAAUUGGCUCGACCCCAAGAGCGGUGGUGACCCGAAUGCGAAAUGCAUCGUCUUCUGCCAGUGGAGAAACUUCUUGGGCAUGCUCACCAGAAUCUGUGAGACUGAGAAAUGGGAAUAUGUUACUCUCCACGGUAGCAUGAGCAAGAAGACCCGCGACGCCAACAUCGACAAAUUCAAGAAUAUCCCAAAGAUCAAGAUCCUGAUCGCGACAUUGAAGACUGGAGGCCAAGGUCUCAACUUGACCUGCGCGAGAUAUGUUCUCAACGUCGACCCUUACUGGAACACUGCUGGUGAAAUUCAAGCCUUUUCGAGGGUUUACCGUAUAGGCCAAGAAAACGAGACUGAGUUUGUCAACUUGACACUUGCAGGCACAGUUGAUGAGCACAUGAACGACAUCAAGGAGCGCAAGAAGAAGGAGAUUGAUCAGGUAAACGCAGGUCACAAGAAGCUAACCAUGGACGAUUUGCUCAAGACCUUUGAGCCCGUUGACAGCGAGGAGAGUGCUUCAGAAUAA
Messenger RNA from Aureobasidium uvarum, 2832 nucleotides. NCBI's taxonomy places the organism in Eukaryota, Fungi, Ascomycota, Dothideomycetes, Dothideales, Saccotheciaceae. The record is from the annotation of a GenBank genome assembly.